UGCUAAUAGAUGGCGUUGUUUGACGAUAGCCACCUGUCAAAAAUAACUUUGUUUAUAUCAUUCAUUUACAAAUAUAGAGUACGAAAAAGAUGCAUUAAUUUAUAAAUUCAAAAGAUCUAUUGUAUAUACAUUUAUAUAUAAAUAUAUAUUUCUAUAUAUCUCGAAUAUGUCAAUAAUGUUAAAACUGUGUAUUAUAUAUUCUCACAGAUUUUUACGCAAUUUUUGAUUAUGUUCGUCGAUAAAUAUAGUGUACUUAAGUAAAGUUUUUAUCUGUUAAUUAAUGCAAGUAUAAUUGUAAAUAAAAUAAUGGCAUUUUCAUUUCAUAUCGGCACUAAGUGGUGCCAUAAUUUUCCAAAACUUGCCAAAGAAUCAGGCUUUCAUUUCAACACACAUAAAUCUAGAGUUCAUAUCGAUUGGAAUCACAUAGGUUCUAUUGACAUAGACAGAGUGAUAAUUGAAAGAGAUUUUAUAACUGUAGAUGAAAAUAUUAAUAAUAUAAUAAAUUAUAACUUGAAAAAUGAAUAUGAUCUAAAAAUAUUGGACUCCAAUUUUGUAAAAGUUUUUCGUCUUGCACAAUUAGCAGUUGAAUAUUUGCUUUAUUGUAAACAGUAUUUAGAUCAAAGUGUAAUAAUAUUAAAGGAUGAGUUAAAAUUAAAAAUUGAAGACAAUCAUAAACUUAGAAAAGAAAUUACAGCUUUGGAAGAAAUAAUAAAGAAUUUAAAAGAUAAAACUAAAGAAAGGAAUAGAGUGAUUGAAACAAAAAUUGGAGAUUCUAAUGGUGAAAUACAUAAAUGUCCACAUUGUCCAAAGUCAUUUAUUUCUACUACAUUUGUUAAAGCUCAUAUAGCUCGCCGUCAUUCAUAUAUUGAUUUACCUACAGAAACAUCACCUGUACAUGAUCAUUAUAAAGCUGAAACUGAAAAAUUACAUAAUGAAAUAAAAAUGUUAAAAGAAAGACUUAACCAAGCUGAGAAAGUUAUAAGAAAUGAAUCUGAUAAAAUAUCGAAUAAUGUUAGAAUAGACAAUAAGGAUAAAGAAAAUGAAAAUGAAAAUGACAGUAUUAGAUAUAAUGUAAAUAAAUAUGAAUUAAUUGAAAGACAACAAAUAAAAAAUAAUGAAGAAAUUAAUGAUUUAAAAAGUUUGCUUUUAGCUGAAAUCAAUAAUUUGAGGCAUAAAAAUGAAAGUCCUUAUAAAGUACAUGGUAAUGUACCUGAGAUUAAUGUUAAGUUAUUAGUAAGUCAACAAGAAAAAGAAAUAGAGAGAUUAAGAAAUCAACUUCUUGAAAAGCUUACUCCGGAUAUAGAAAAAAUGCAUGAUAAACUUAGAAUGCAAGAGGAUUAUUGGAAAUCCAAAAUACAACAAAUGGAUCAUCAGCAUCAUAUAGAUAUAGAAAAAAUAACUUCAGAAUUAAAAUUGACACAACAGGCAGCUGAGUUUAUAAAAGCUGAAUAUGAGUUUAAAGUAAAUGCCCUAGAAAAACAAUCUAAAGACCAAUCAAGUAUUUUAAUAGAACAAAGUAAACAGCUAAGUUCUUUGUCUCAUGGCUUACAAAAUUCACAAAUGCAAACAGAUUUAAAUAAAUAUUUUAAUAAUAUAGAGACAAAAAAUAUUACUACACCUAUGAUACAACAUGGUAAAAGCACAUAUAUCCAAAAUACAAGAAUUGUCGAAAAUGGGGAUGGAGACAAAAUUCGUAUUGAAAAUACGGAUAGUAUAUUAAAGCAAAAGUCCAGAGUGGAAUCAGUAUCGUCAGAACCAAAAAUUUCGCAAAAUUACCAUGAAACUAAACAUGCUGAAAAAUUUUUAAAUAGCAUUGAUUAUAAUGCACCAGAGAUAAAAUUAAAAGAACAGUUUAAAUCUACAGAUAAAACUUCUAAAAAAUUUGAAAGUUUUGAUGUAGUUAAGGUAUCUGAAAUAAAAAAUGAAAGUCAGAUAAAUCAUAAAUCAAAACUUCUACAAAAACAUUCAAAAAAUGGCCUCAUUAAGGUACAUUCAAAUAAAGACAGUAUUCCAAGUAUUUUAAAUGACAAGAAUGAAUCUACAGAGUCAAGUUCUGAAAAUGUAGAUUCUAAAAUAAGUAGAAUUAAUGUAGAAAAUCAUAAAAUAUCAAAAAAUUUUCUUGAUAUUGAACCUGUUGUAAGUUCUGUAACAUCAAGUUAUACUACAACAGAAUCUGAAACAGAAAGUGAUUCUGAAGUUAUCAGUGUUAAAAAAAACACUAUAUUGCCAAAUAAAAAUGAAGUAAUAUCUCCUUUACUUAAAUCUACAGAGACCUCUCCAAAUAACAGUUUCUUUCUUAGAAAAUUAAAAAAGGAUAUACUAGAAACAUUCCAGAAAAAAUUACGUGAUUUAGGAAUAGAUCCGGAAUGGAAUGAAAUACCUCAAGUAUCAUAUAAACAAAAAAUGAAGAUUAUUCGACAUCAUCAAAGUAUAUAUUCUAAGAAAUUUCUUAAAUAUAAUGAAGUAAAACGUAACAUACUUAAAGAAGUUCUUCACAGAAUUUCUAUUAAAAAUAGUAUAUCACAUCAAUCCAAGUCAGUUAAAAGAUCACCAUUAGAUAAACUUGUGACUAAUGUAAAAUCUAAAACUAUGAAAACAUUUAGCAUACCAAAAAGUUCUUAUAUAUCACCAACGAAAUUCAAAAUGGAUUUAGAAGAUGAGGAAUCAAAACAUUUAAACACACAGGAUACAUAUAAAAUUCCAAGAAAGUCUUCAAUUGUACCAAAAGAAAAUGUAUCAAAAAAUGUCGAUGAAAAGGAAAGCAAUGAAAUUAGUGAAAAUGAAACAUUUCCAAAGUUUGUAAAUUCGCAGAGAAGUUCAAAGUCUAUGGUAGAUCAACAUAUAAAUGAUAAAAACCAGACACAAGAAACUUCUUCAAACAUAGUAAAAUUUAUGAAUGGGGAACUUCAGAAAACGUCUACUCCAAAGCAAAAUGACUCAACUAGUUUAUUGAAGCGACAAGAAGUAACACAAAGUUUUAUUACUUCACCAAAACAUAAUAAAGGUUCUUUAAAAUCUACAACAGUUUCAGUAGGUAAUUCAACCAAAAAAAAAGUAUUUUUUAAUCUAAAAGAUAAAAAAGACAAAGAAUUAUCAUCUUCAUCUCAACAAACAGAACUAAAUGAUAGUGAUUGGAACAUUUCAAGCAUUUCCGAUGAAAAAACACAACUUCAAAAACGGAAAUCUCCUAGUGUCGAUAAUAUUGUAUUAAAAACGACACAAGCUGAAAAAAUAGCAGAAAUUUCUAAAAAAAUAGAAAAACAGCUACUUAUAUCUAGAAAGAAACCUAUAGGAUCUAUUGAAGCAAUGUUUCCUUCAGUUUCUAUUUUAGAAAAUAAUGAAAAGGAAGAAACUCAAGAUAAUAAAAUUGCACAAUAUCCUUAUUUAAGUUCAAUUAGUACUAGUAGCUCAAGUUUAGAAAAUUUGAGUCCAAAAGUAACAGUAAAUUCUAAAGUUAAUGGUAUAAAAUUUCCACUGCCAACACCACGGAAUUUACAAAAGAAGGAACUUAAUUUUAUAGAAUCACAAAAGACAUUACCUGGUACUAAUGAUACUAAUUUAGAAGCGGAUAUAGAUGAUAUUUUACAAACGGAAUGAAAACACUUUUGUAUGAUGCAUUCAGUUACAAAUAUUGUAAUGUGUAUUAUUUUGAUUUGUCACUCAUUAAUGACUCAUAAGUUAUUAAUAAUUAUUUCAAUGAAUCAGAACAAUUAUAAAAGUUAUAUUUAUAAAUAUUUACUUACAAUUACAUUUUUAUCGAAUCUGCAUCAAAUUAUAUAUAUAUAUAUAUAUAUAUAUAUAUAUAUAUAUAUAUAUUAUAUUAUUAUAUAACUUAUUUCACUACAUUGCGAGAAGUACUGAUCCAGACUUUAUCACGUAGAGUUUGCUGCAUUUGGAGACCAACUAGUUAACAGUGACUCAUUUAAGUAAACUAAAUGAGAAUAAAAGACAAGCAGUAUUAUCAGAUAUGGAAAAAGUAAAUACUUUAACAUUUACUUACAAUUAGAAUGAAGAGAUUUCUGAAUUUAACUAAGAUAAGCAGCCAUUCGCUCGGUAGUACUUCAAUAUCAUAAAAUUUUGAUAUAUCUUAAGUACUACCGACCCAGGUCCCACCGCGUGGAGGUUGCUGCUUCCGGAGACCCGCGGACUAACGGUGACUCUACUUUUUACUAUUAUACUACUAUCAAGAAAGCAAAGCAACGGGGCGACCUCCACUCCCGACGAAUUCAAGCCUCCAAACGCUAAAAUUGCAGCCCCAUGCGUCUCCGCAUUUGGGAACCGACUUACGCAUAGCUCAACUAUCCAACAUCGGAAGCUUCGAUCACCACUUCAGCACAACCGGUUGUGCUUUCGCGACAAACGCCGGAACCCAAAAUUGAAUCCUACCGCACUCACAGAUACUUACACGAGUAUUCCGGAAACACUCACGCGAGUAUGUUGAGUACGUUGGAGCCAAGGUUGGACUUAAUCGCGCCCGAGAACACCAACGCCUAUGCCAGCCGACAUAAGCGAGUGUCCUUCUAUCUUGCCCGAACGGGAGAAAAGACAUCCUUCUACGCCUGAGGUAGAAAGAUUCUUUAAACACCCGUAUAAGAAUCUAAAUCCCUCCAUGGUCCUUGGGCGAUGAAACGGAUGCGGCACAAUACACGGAUCGAAAUACGCGAACUAACGGGGACUCUACUCUAAAAUCCACGAUCCGAGAUGCCUUUCCGCUUCGGGAGCUUCGAGCUUCUCAGCAAACUGGAGAUGUAUAAAACCCCGCUUACAGAAUGCUCCACCGUCCACACCGUCGGCUUCAGACAUCUCGAGACACGACCGGUCGUGUCUAUUUCGCUAUUUCAAAGAACAAAACGAAGUCCUCGGUAGGACUAAAUCUCGCGAUCGCGAACACCCACGCGCGUGCCGGCCGUCACGCGCGUGAGUGUUUUCCCUAUCAUUCGCGUACGGAAGCAAGGAGACAUACCCUUCCUGCAUAUAACAUAAAUUAUAUGCAGAGAGGUUCCAUUAACUUCCGUGUAAAAUUCCCACGAUGAUAGGUCCAGCGAUCACCUAACUUGAAACAGAAAAAGAGUAUAAGAAAAUGAGGUAAUUAUAUGCAAAAAUAAAAUGCAAUAUUAUAUGCAAAAAGUCAUUUAUAUAUAAAUAUAUAUUUAAAAUCAAAAUAAAAUUGAUAAAUAAAUUAAUGAUUAAAUAAAAUAAAAAAAAAACAAAUAAACAAUUAAAACUUCUCUGUAAAAA
Messenger RNA from Vespula vulgaris, 5238 nucleotides. It is a transcript of the gene DZIP1, whose product is annotated as cilium assembly protein DZIP1. The transcript is spliced from 9 exons. Gene Ontology annotation, cellular component: ciliary basal body; cytoplasm. Gene Ontology annotation, biological process: cilium assembly. The record is from RefSeq and is a predicted model, not a curated record. NCBI's taxonomy places the organism in Eukaryota, Metazoa, Arthropoda, Insecta, Hymenoptera, Vespidae. The coding region runs from base 307 to 3597 and encodes 1096 amino acids.